Dovyalis caffra is the source of this 279-nucleotide messenger RNA. The record is from the annotation of a GenBank genome assembly. NCBI's taxonomy places the organism in Eukaryota, Viridiplantae, Streptophyta, Magnoliopsida, Malpighiales, Salicaceae.
AUGGAGGCAAAGAAGAGGAAACGUGAAGACGACAGCAAAAUGAACGAAAAGAGAGUGAAGGAAGACGGAGUACCAAACGGAAAUCAGCAGGAAGUAGAGGAGGAGGAGGUGGCUGUCAAGUACUUUGAGAAGACUGACAGAAGGAGGUGGAUGCCGGUUUUAGAGACAGAAGAUUUCAAAGAAGUUAACGACGAUCUUGACAGAGAGCAGGAAGAGGGUAACUCAUUUGAUCAGAAUUCGGGUUUGGAUCUGAAUUUGGAUCCAAAUCCGAAUGAGUGA